Molecule: messenger RNA, 2219 nt
Organism: Andrographis paniculata
Lineage: Eukaryota; Viridiplantae; Streptophyta; Magnoliopsida; Lamiales; Acanthaceae
Product: O-fucosyltransferase 7
Exons: 12
Coding region: 171-1823 (550 amino acids)
Cellular component (GO): cytoplasm
Source: RefSeq, a predicted model, not a curated record
ACACUUUAAUUUGCAGUAAUUGGGAUUUAGGGCAUUGCCGCUCCACCCAUAUUCCUUGUGUUCUUCUCCAAUUAUAAUCGGAUUCCGCCAAAUUGACAGAGCGCGAAGUUAAUGAUUGACGAAAUUUGAACGGAUUUGAGCGAUUUUUUCAAUAUGUGCACGUGCUGUGGAUGUAUGUACGUGUUUGUGCUUUGAAGAAGGAAAUGGCGAAGUUGGGGAUGCCGAGAUGGGGGACGGUGCUGAUCCUGAGACGUUUGCUGCUUUGCGCCAUUGUUAUGAUUGCCAUAACUGCGCUCCUUUCGGUACAUGUUCAAGAGGUUUCCAAACUGCCUGCCAACGCUGCGCGCAAACUGCCCAUGCAACAUGAAUCUGAGUACCAAAAACUGAGCACAGAGAGAAGCUAUCCACACGAGCUCGCUGCUCGUUCUCAUUUGCUUAAAGCUCCUUUCAUUCGUCAAAAGUUAGAUGGUGCAAGAAGAAAAUUAGAUUUGGAUCUGUGGAAGCCGCCCCCUAAUAGAGGCUAUGUUCCGUGCACUAAACCAGGUUCGCCAUACAAAGCUCCUUCAGAAUCUCGGGGUUACUUGCUGGUGCAUACAAAUGGUGGCCUUAAUCAGAUGAGAGCAGGGAUAUGUGAUAUGGUUGCUGUUGCACGCAUUAUCAAUGGUACGUUAGUGAUUCCAGAGUUGGAUAAACGAUCUUUUUGGCAUGAUUCCAGCAACUUCUCUGACGUCUUUGACGAAAAUCAUUUUAUCAAUUCUUUGAAGGAUGAUAUAAAUAUUGUUAAAAAACUUCCCAAGGAACUGUCGUCUGUUCCAAAGGCAGUAAAGCAUUUCACAAGCUGGUCGGGUAUGGAUUACUAUGAGAAAGAGAUAGCGGCUAUGUGGGAAGAAUUUCAGGUGAUUCGAGCAGCAAAAUCUGAUUCUCGGUUAGCAAACAAUAACCUGCCUCUCGAUAUUCAGAAGUUGCGAUGCCGUGCUUGCUAUGAAGCCCUUCGAUUUGCACCUCAAAUUGAGAAAAUGGGAAAGUUGUUGGUGGAUCGAAUGAGGUCACACGGCCAUUACAUUGCAUUGCAUUUACGGUUCGAAAAGGACAUGCUUGCCUUCAGUGGUUGUACCCAAGAUUUAUCUCCAGAAGAAGCUGACGAGCUAAAAGCAAUCAGAGAGAACACAAUAUGGUGGAAAGUGAAAGACAUUGACCCUUUAGAACAGAGAGCUCGCGGAUAUUGUCCGCUCACACCAAAGGAGGUCGGAAUAUUCCUUCAGGCUCUUGGUUUUCCAUCAAGUACCCCAAUUUAUAUUGCUGCCGGAGAGAUCUAUGGGGGUGAAUCGCAUAUGGCUGAUUUGCAGAUGCGGUAUCCAAUAUUAAUGAACAAGGAAAAGUUGGCAUCGACCGAGGAACUCGCACCUUUCGUCAGUCAUGCAUCACAAAUGGCUGCACUUGACUAUAUCGUUUCAGUUGAAAGCGAUAUAUUCAUCCCAACAUACUCUGGCAACAUGGCAAUGGCAGUCGAGGGCCAUCGUCGUUUUCUUGGGCAUAGGAAGACCAUUUCGCCAGACAGGAAAGGCCUCGUCCGAUUGUUUGAUAAAAUUGCAAUCGGGACAUUGAAAGAAGGAAAAAAUCUCUCCCUCAGAGUCGUCGCCAUGCAUAAAAGAAGGCAAGGAUCCCCGAGGAAAAGAAAAGGUCCAGUCCCAGGUACAAAGGGAAAGGACAGAUUCCGAUCAGAAGAGGCGUUUUAUGUUAAUCCUUUACCCGAGUGUUUAUGUCAAAACAACGGAUCUGCACUCAGCAACAACAACAGAAGCUCUGUUGCAGUGUCUGUAUAGCUGAAAUGUGUUUGAGCCGAGUGGUCGACAAUCGGGUGCAUAUUGGCAACAACUUCUUUUACGACGAGGGGUGCUCUGACCGAGCGAUGAAAUUCAAUGGAGCAAAAGCUAACUUGCCGGUGGAAUUGGAUUCGAUAUGAACCUGAACUGAUUUGUUUUGUUUUGUUUGGUAGAAACUGGAGGAGAGAAAGGAAGCCUAUCCGACUCUGGAAUGACUGAUGCUAUUGCUGGGGAAAGGUUUUUUGAGUCUCCUUGGCUGAAGAAAACAGGCACUCUGUUUUUGGGGUGAUCCGAACUCAUUUGGGAUCUCAGUCUGUACCUAAUGCAAUGUGAGUAUCCUUUCUUCUGAGGAGUAAAAAGAUUAAUUUUUUUAAUUUUUAAUUUUUAAUUUUUCAA